UCCUCCCUCUCCUCCUCCCUCGCCAGCGAUUUGUCCCACGCCCACUCUUGCCUCGCCACAUCCCGGGAAAACGGCGGGGGGAGAUGGCCGGGGCCCUGGACCAGCUGCCAGGCGCCGAGGAGCGGCUCCCCAGCUAGCGCCCUUGGCCGGUGGUGGGGAGGUAAGAAGAUGUCACUGCCUGCGGGCCGGAGGAGCCGAGCGAGGCGGCAGAAUUGAAGAGCAGAUGCAAGAGCGAAGUCGGCAGCGCUCGGCGGGCUUUUCUUCCUCCUCUCGGGCGCUCCUCCAUUGAGCAUCUGACAGCCAGAGUAGCAGCUGCUGCCGCCGCUUUUUUUUUUUUUUUUGCUGCAGGAGCGUCGCCGAAUCCCGGGCCGGGGCGGGGAAACUUCCCGCUGUGCGGUGAGGGGAAAGGCGGCUGGCUAGAAACGGCUGCGCAAAGCUCAGCUGCGGGGAAAAUGAGUGAACAGAGUAUAUGCCAAGCCCGGGCAUCAGUUAUGGUUUAUGACGAUACCAGUAAGAAAUGGGUGCCAAUAAAGCCUGGACAACAGGGCUUCAGCCGAAUCAACAUCUAUCACAACACGGCCUGCAACACAUUUAGAGUAGUUGGAGUUAAACUUCAAGAUCAACAAGUAGUGAUUAAUUAUUCAAUUGUGAAAGGAUUGAAGUACAAUCAGGCAACGCCAACAUUCCACCAGUGGCGUGACGCACGGCAGGUUUAUGGACUGAACUUUGCUAGUAAAGAAGAGGCAACCACAUUUUCAAAUGCAAUGCUAUUUGCCCUAAAUAUCAUGAACUCUCAGCAGGAUGGAGGUCCCACAACCCAGCGCCAGGUUCAAAAUGGACCCUCUCCAGAUGAAAUUGAAAUUCAGAGAAGGCAAGCGAUGGAGCAGCAGCAGCAGCAACGCCAAGAAUCCCUGGAAAGAAGAACCUCUACCACAGGUCCUACCCUACCACCAGGUCACCCCUCUGUUGCCACUGGAAUACCCACAUCAUCUGGUGGACCACCCCCUCCUCCUCCUCCUCCCCCUCCACCUACGGGAACCGCACCUCCUCCUCCUCCCCCAUUGCCAGCAGGUGGAGGAUCUAGCAUUGAUGACGGAUCAAUGUCAGGACUAGCAGCGGCUCUGGCUGGUGCCAAACUAAGAAGAGUGCAACGGCCAGAGGAUGGAUCUGGAGGUUCUAGUCCCAGUGGUGCUGCCAAGAGUGAUGCCAAUCGAACAAGUAGUGGAGGAGGCGGUCUUAUGGAGGAAAUGAAUAAACUAUUGGCAAAAAGGAGAAAAGCAGCAUCUCAGUCAGAUAAGCCAGUGGACAAAAAAGAAGAGGAAAGCCAAAAUGAAGACGCUAGUACUUCUCCUACACCUGUUACACGAGGCCCUGUCCAACAGCAGAAUUCCUCAGAUCCUGGCAAGAAACUUUGGGAGAGAAGCAACUCCAUGGAAAAACCGGUCACUUCGUUACUCUCUAGAAACCCAUCAGUGGGGAGAAGUCCUGAAUCUAAAGGUCCUGUUCAGUUUCAGCCAUCUUUUAGGAUGAAGCCAGCAAACAGCAGUAAUGAUGUGGCAAUGGACACUUUAGAUUUUGAUCGUAUGAAACAAGAAAUAUUGGAGGAAGUUGUAAAAGAAUUACACAAAGUAAAAGAAGAGAUAAUUGAUGCAAUCAGGCAGGAAUUGAGUCGAAUCAGCACAACAUAAUGGCCACGAGACCAUCUGGAAGUUGCAAGGGACAUGACAAGUGAUGGUUCAUUUCUAAGUGUACCAAGAUCAUGCAGAAUGGUGAAAGAGGACACCUGACAGCAUCUUUUGUUUUUAAAAUCCUUUUUAUUAGCAGACUCAGCAGACUUUGAAGCUUGCUACUGCCUUGGAUUUGCUUCAUUUAAAAAAGAAAGAAAAAAGUCUUAAAAUCUUUGAAAUGGAAAAUAUUAAAAAUUUAUCUGGAUUUUUAAAAUUCAUCUGAUAAUGCACAUCAGAUUUGGUCAGCCUUUUUGUAUUUUGUAUUUGCUUAUUUAAAUGUAUGACAUUUUUGUUUUUUAGUAUAUUGUAGGUAAGGAAACAUGUGAUCCAUUUGCUUUUUAUUAGAUGAUUUCAAAACAUUUUUACUGGUAGUCUGCAGUGUAAAUGAAAACCUUUUUGCCAACAGAAUCUAAUUAAUGGCAUCAGUAGUUGAGGCCAGAAGAUGCCAGCUGUCAGCCAGGAAGUCCCUGGUCUCAAAACUACCACAAUAUUAAAGCGGUACAUCGGUGCAUCACAGCAUCUGUGCUCAUACUGGUAAUAAAUUGUUCAUUGUCCAUGUGGCAUUUGUGGCAUUGAUUGGCUUUUCUUUCAGUUCAUUCUUGCAAUAGAUUUGGGCUCAUAAUAUAUACUUUUCUACUUAUUAACAACAGGGAUGGCCAACUUGGCAAUCUUGACCAGCGAUGGCAUUCCAAAGGAAAUGGCUAUGACUAUGUUUACACGUUGAAUGAAGCCAUGGUUUAUUGACUUGUCCGAAUUCACACAAGAUGUUAUACCAAAUUAAGGAAAUCUUAUUAUGGUUUCCAUAUUGUGUAAACCCAGGUCUUUAUCUGACCUCUGGUGGUGCUACCAGAAAUACAGUUAGAGAAAUAGAAAAUUCACAUCUUCAUGUUUACAUCUCCUGGCUAUUGUAUGAAAUAUAUCAAUUUGCAAAAUUGAUGGCUGCAAAUCACUGGACCUAGACUGGAGAAUAGAACAACUCCAAAGACAAAAUGUCUUUCAUCAUUUUUAAGCAUGUCUUCUGUAUAUAGUGGUUAUAUUCAGAAUUACUAGUAUUCUUCUCCCAAAACAAGUUUGCACUGAAUAGAUCUCCCCAUAACACAUCAUCCAAUAUUUUGUCAUAAAUACUGUGUGAUAAUUAAUAGCAAACUAUUUUAUUUUGCUUAGGCUUAAAAUGUAUGUUGGCUUGAGCAAACCACUAGAGUUAUGUGGAACCCACAUGAAAAAUUUUGGUAGUAUCCUUGAAACUGUUUUCUCUUGAAAUUAUAUGGAGGUUUCUCCUGAGCAGGACCCUCAAAAGUCUCCUUAGACUUUCACUUGAUGGGAAAGUCAGUGACCAAGCCUAACAUUUGUGUCCUGAAUAUAUGAUUUCUUUACCUGCCUUGGACUAUAAAACAUCCAUUGCUGAUUAGAAAGAAGUAAUAAUACUGUGCAUCUCAUGUUGCUCAAUAACUUACAACGUGGGGGUGGGGGUACUAGAUAAUAAUAAGUGGAGCACUGGCUAGGUUUUUUUAAUAAAGUUUUUUGGUUCCUUUGAAAACUUUGAUUUUUUUAAAUGUGGAAGCACCUCCAAUUUCACACUUCAGGAGCUAUGUGACUGCUGGGGUUGUGUUUUUUGUUUGUUUGUUGGUGGGGGGGUGAGUUGUCAUAUCAAGAGUAUAUAAUAUAAAUUUCAGAAUAAUGAACCAUGCAUCUGAGGAAGCAGACUGUAGUCCAUUUAUUAUGUGAUAAUAAAUACAUUCAUCUUUAAGGUAACACAGAUUUUGUUGCUUUUUUGCUGCAAUAGAAUAAACAUGCCCUCUGGAAACUAAUAGCAUUUGUAGUAGCCUAAAAAGAGAAUUGGGUAGGUACAAUAAUACAAUACAAUACAAUACAAUACAAUACAAUACAA
Molecule: messenger RNA, 3615 nt
Organism: Thamnophis sirtalis
Lineage: Eukaryota; Metazoa; Chordata; Lepidosauria; Squamata; Natricidae
Source: RefSeq, a predicted model, not a curated record